CGCCGGUCACCGCGCAUUCCACCGCUCUUGCUCUCAAACCGCCACCACGACCACACACACGCAGACUCACGACGCUCACGAUGAGACCCUUCUCAUUUGUUCUUUCUCUGCUGGCGCUCUCGGUUGGCUCAGCACACGCUCAGUCCACUACGGUCGUCGACGCGCUUGGUCAAACGGUCGUUGAGUUCAUCACAAUUGACCAAGCACUUGGUCUUCCUACCACCCAGACUCUACAAACACUCACCACGACCGCUGCCGCCACGACCGCUGUCGCUACGACUGCUACCACCGCUGCUGACGGCCAGCAAGGCCCCGUGGGAGUGCCUGCGGCUACCUCAGACGACGCUGGACCAACGGUCUACACGUACACCACCACGGAUGCCGGAGGCGACACUGUUGCGGUUGUAGACACCUUCACCCCUACCUUCGUGACCACAAGCACCUGGGUCAGCGCACCUGCUGGAACCGUACUAGCCUUCAGCUCAUGGCAGGGUCUGGUUGGCACCAACACCGUCGCGCCAGAAGUCAGCGCUGCCUCCCCGCGGUGGACCCUUCAGCACAAGUGGUUCGGCAUCGCCUCUAGUGUUUGUGCGGCGGUCGCGGGUGGUGCAUGGCUGGUGUUGGCGUGAGGCGUCAUCCACGUCGCCGUCAGGGCGACCUAGAUUCUCGCACGGACAUUCCGGACGGUUUUAUCCCACUGAGCGGAUGCUGUAUAUACACUAUUCUUGACGACCCUACCACGAACACUACUAGCUUUUCCAUGUCCCGCCUUUGUAGCACAGUUUUCCGUGUAUUUAU
Molecule: messenger RNA, 798 nt
Organism: Trametes versicolor FP-101664 SS1
Lineage: Eukaryota; Fungi; Basidiomycota; Agaricomycetes; Polyporales; Polyporaceae
Exons: 4
Coding region: 81-629 (182 amino acids)
Source: RefSeq, a predicted model, not a curated record